Molecule: messenger RNA, 739 nt
Organism: Glycine soja
Lineage: Eukaryota; Viridiplantae; Streptophyta; Magnoliopsida; Fabales; Fabaceae
Product: receptor kinase-like protein Xa21
Exons: 5
Coding region: 1-669 (222 amino acids)
Source: RefSeq, a predicted model, not a curated record
AUGUUAGAAGGUCCCAUUCCAGAUGGAUUUGGGAAAGUAAUGAACUCUCUUGAAGUUCUUGACCUCUCCGGUAACAAACUGCAAGGCGAGAUUCCAUCUUUCUUUGGUAACAUGUGUGCAUUGCAGAGUUUAUACCUCUCAAAUAACAAGUUGAAAGGGGAAAUUUCUAGCUUCUUCCAAAAUUCUUCAUGGUGCAACAGAUACAUAUUUAAGAGCUUAGAACUCGUUGUCUCUGAAAUUGGUCCCAAGCGACCCAUCAAGCCCAACAGAAGCGAACCCGACGCCGUUUUCCAAUACCCCGUCGCAGCCGCUUCUGUCAACAAUAUACCUGAGCUUCACAAGUUUCAAUCCCUUCAAUCUCCCUCUCAUGCUAUAAUUUCAUCGGCGGGGUUUGUGGAUGCACAGGAUGAGUUUGUGGAGACGCAGUACUAUAAAGAAUUGGCAUCCAUUGACAAACAACAUCACACGACAGUGAGUGGGUUCAUAAAGGCAGCGAGAGAAGGAGGGGAAGGUGAAUAUGAGAUUCAGUUGCCCAAUAAUCAUGUUAAUGCUGCUGAAACCCAACCCAGGUCCUAUAAAAGCAACCCUGCCACUAACGAUUGGGUUCCUAACUCUGAUGAACAUCAGGUUUUUGUCUCCUCCAAGCCAAAUAGGAGCGAGAGUACUUGAAGAUAUGCUAGGUGAAAAAUUGGAAAUGGGUUAUCUUGUACCAGCUUUUUCUUAUUACUGUUUAUGUCUA